This is a messenger RNA of Haemonchus placei, 204 nucleotides long. Lineage: Eukaryota; Metazoa; Nematoda; Chromadorea; Rhabditida; Trichostrongylidae. The record is from the annotation of a GenBank genome assembly.
AUGGACCGGAGCCCGACUGAAGGCUUCUUUCUCAUUCACGCUAGCCGACUCAUCCUUUUUCAUUCAAUAAAACGAAAUCGACUACCAGCACCACCAUCACCAUCGCAACCGACAGACCAUACCGGUUAUUCAGAAAAGUCGACGUAUCCGUAUGGAUACGACUAUGGCAUACCGGCUACUGGAUGUCCAGGCCAAGGUGUUUAG